GCGACCGGUCGCCGCCGCCGCCGCCGCGGCCACCACUUUGGGAGCUUUGCCGUCGGGUGCGGCCGGGCCAGGAUGCCCGCCGACUUGAUGGAGAAGAGCUCCUCGUCGCCCGUGGCCGCCACCCCGGCUAGCGUGCACGCCACCCCGGACAAGCCCCGCACGGCGUCCGACCACCGCAAGGUAAAGGCCGCGCCGUCGAGGGGCGGGAGCGGGGGCGGCGGGCUGGCUGGCUGGCUGGCGGGCUCCCGGCUCACGCGUGCCUUUCCUCGGGGCUUCUUGCAGUCCUCCAAGCCCAUCAUGGAGAAGCGGCGGCGAGCGCGCAUCAACGAGAGCCUGGGGCAGCUGAAGACCCUCAUCCUCGACGCCCUCAAGAAAGACAGCUCCCGGCACUCAAAACUGGAGAAGGCAGACAUAUUAGAAAUGACAGUCAAGCAUUUGCGGAACCUGCAACGCGCCCAGAUGACGGCUGCACUGAACACGGAUCCCACAGUGUUGGGCAAAUACCGGGCUGGUUUCAACGAGUGCAUGAACGAAGUGACCCGCUUCCUCUCCACCUGCGAGGGGGUGAACACGGAGGUGCGCACCCGCCUGCUUGGACACCUGGCCAGCUGCAUGGGCCAGAUCAACACCAUGAACUAUCCUACCCCGCCGCCUGCAGCGCUGCCCCCAGCUCCGGGGGCUCAGCACGGGGCCUCUUUUGGGCAGCCUCUGGUGCAGGUCCCCGCUGGAGCAGCACCCCCUGCGGGAAACGUGGUACCUUGCAAGCUGGGCAACCCGGCCGGGGAAGCCACCAAGGUGUACGGGGGCUUUCAGCUGGUGCCAGCCUCCGACGGGCAGUUUGCCUUCCUCAUCCCCAACACGGCCUUUGCUCCCCACGGCGCCAACGCGGCCCUCCCGCUCUAUGCCAAUGGAGGGGCGGGUUCAGGGCUCCGCCCUGCCAUCGCCAUCUCCCCUGGAUCCGGCGCCCCGUCGCUCCCGGCAGAUUCCAUUUGGAGACCUUGGUGAAAGCGUGGGAGACGCAGCUGCUGGACUCUGGAGAGCAGGGCCCUCUGACGGCUUGUGCGUGGGGCCGCUCUGUGUGGCCAGGCCGACUCUGGGUUCUUUUUCUCCUCUGGAGAGGGGAACUUGAAUGUCUUUGAACCCUCUGGCUGUAAAUAUUAUCUACUGUUCAUAUUGGAUUGUGCCUUCAUUUGUACUA
Messenger RNA from Elgaria multicarinata webbii, 1198 nucleotides. RefSeq names its product hes family bHLH transcription factor 1 (gene HES1). NCBI's taxonomy places the organism in Eukaryota, Metazoa, Chordata, Lepidosauria, Squamata, Anguidae. Gene Ontology annotation, molecular function: DNA-binding transcription factor activity, RNA polymerase II-specific; RNA polymerase II cis-regulatory region sequence-specific DNA binding; protein dimerization activity. The transcript is spliced from 3 exons. The record is from RefSeq and is a predicted model, not a curated record. Gene Ontology annotation, biological process: regulation of transcription by RNA polymerase II; negative regulation of neuron differentiation; Notch signaling pathway. Gene Ontology annotation, cellular component: nucleus. Bases 73 to 1005 code for a protein of 310 amino acids.